AUGCAAUCACCAUUCGCCCUCCUCACCCACGACUUGAUUCUCCUCCCCAGUCCAUGGGCAGGCGAUAUCCUGGCCUAUCGUACCCUCUUCCGCAAACUCAAUGCCGACGCUGACUUUUGCCGCGUCGCCUUCGGAGCCGAUUUCGAGCCGCUGAAAUGGACAGACGAAGAGGCCAUUGACUGGUUUGUGAAUAAAGACACCGCUACGAGAUGGGCAGUACGCGGCAUGGGCGAUUUCGCCCUGGGUGUCCUGCCAACCGACGAGAAGACUGGGAAAACCGCAUUCCACACCAUCGAGGGCCAGCUGCUGAAGAAUCCCGACGAGGAGGUGCGGAAAGUCACAGGAGACGGGUUCAAGGAGCUCGCCAAGCUUUUCGACCAGGUGCGAUGGGCAGGGUACACUUGUGUCCGGGAGGCGACAGUAGACGGCUCUGAUCAGCCGUUGCCUUCGUGGCUGGAGAUGAUUGAAGUUCGAUAUGGCACGGAUCCCGAUUUCCGCGGCCGUGGGAUCGCAACCCGCGCGGAGAAGAUCGUCAUGGACUGGGCGGUGGAAGAGCACGGAGUCCGUCGCUUCAUCGCCGAAACGCACAAGGACAAUGCUCGGAGCAAGCACCUCCUUGAGAAGCUGGGCUUUGAGAAGAUUGACACGAACUAUUUCCAACACGAAAUAGGGAUCGAGUGGGCCAAAGUCGUGUCCCCUCGAGUCUAG
Molecule: messenger RNA, 708 nt
Organism: Clonostachys rhizophaga
Lineage: Eukaryota; Fungi; Ascomycota; Sordariomycetes; Hypocreales; Bionectriaceae
Source: the annotation of a GenBank genome assembly